AUGAAGGUGGGCGGCGGUCUGUGCACGCUGAACGUUGGCGGCCGCAGGUUCCUGUUCUCUGCAGAGCUGCUGCAGCGCCUCCCUCUGAGCAGGCUGAGCCGGCUGCAGCGCUGCGUGACGGAGAGCGAGCUGCUGGAGCUCUGCGACGACUACGACCGCGACAGGAACGAGUUCUUCUUCGACCGCCACUCCGAGGCGUUCGGCUUCAUCGUGCUGUACCUGCAGCGCGGCUCGCUGCGCCUGCUGCCGCACAUGUGUGAGCUGUCCUUCUACAACGAGAUGCUGUACUGGGGCCUGGAGAGCUGCCACCUGCUGCCCUGCUGCCAGCGCCGCCUCCAAGACCGCGCCUCCGACUGCUUCAUCCACCUCCUCCCUGGGGAGGAGCUGGGCCCCAGGGAGGAGCUGGGCCCCCGGGAGGAGCCGCGGGGCCGCUGGCUGGAGAGGAUGAGGAGGACGUUGGAGGAGCCCACCUCCUCGGUGGCGGCGCAGGUCCUGGCCUCGGUGUCGGUGCUGUUCGUCCUCGUCUCCAUGGUGAUGCUGUGUGCCAGCACCUUACCGGAUUGGACAACUGCAGAGACGCUGGACCAGCACAGGUAGGACCGCUCUGUCCUCUCUCUCUCUGAUUGGUUGUCCAGGGUCAUAGAGGCGGUGUGUAUUGGCUGGUUCACCGCUGAGUGUCUCGUCCGUUUCAUCGUGUCUCGGGAUAAAUGUGAGUUCAUCAGUCGUCCUCUGAACAUCAUCGACCUUCUGGCCAUCACACCGUACUACGUCUCAGUUACCGUGACGAUCCUGACGGGGGAGAACUCGCAGCUGCAGCGGGCCGGCGUCACGCUGCGUGUGCUGCGCAUCAUGAGGAUCUUCUGGGUGAUCAAGCUGGCGCGUCACUUCCUGGGGCUGCAGACGCUCGGCCUGACGCUGCGCCGCUGCUACCGCGAGAUGGUGAUGCUGCUGGUCUUCGUCUUCGUCGCCAUGGCGAUCUUCAGCGCACUGGCCCAGCUGCUGGAGCACAGCCUGGACCUGGAGGCCAGCAACCAGGACUACGCCAGCAUCCCCGCCGCCUGCUGGUGGGUCAUCAUCUCCAUGACGACGGUGGGCUACGGGGACGUGUACCCGGUGACGGUGGCGGGCCGCGUGCUGGGCGGAGUCUGCGUGGUGAGUGGCAUCGUGCUGCUGGCGCUGCCCAUCACCUUCAUCUACCACAGCUUCAUCCAGUGCUACACCGAGCUGAAGCUCCGCUCCGCCCGCUCCGCCCUCUCCGCCCGCUCCGCCCGCAGCCUGUCUCACGAGUUCAUCAGCUGA
Scomber scombrus (Atlantic mackerel) is the source of this 1299-nucleotide messenger RNA. RefSeq names its product potassium voltage-gated channel subfamily G member 3-like. Gene Ontology annotation, molecular function: delayed rectifier potassium channel activity. The record is from RefSeq and is a predicted model, not a curated record. NCBI's taxonomy places the organism in Eukaryota, Metazoa, Chordata, Actinopteri, Scombriformes, Scombridae. The transcript is spliced from 2 exons. Gene Ontology annotation, cellular component: voltage-gated potassium channel complex; membrane. Gene Ontology annotation, biological process: potassium ion transmembrane transport; protein homooligomerization.